GUUUGGCGGCCUCCUAACUUACCCGAAGAGAAGCACAAUGUCCUCUGAUGACUCAUAACAGUUGACUUGUCCCGACUCCGUAGGAACAUCCCCAGGUACAGGGUGCUCGUAUUUUGUGUUUCUAAGUUUGCAAUCUUGAAGCAAAAGAAGAAGAAGAAGAAGAAGAAGAAGAAGAAGAAAAGAAAGCGAUGAAGCCAAAUUUAACGUUGUGCGCAGCAACAGUGGCCAUAGUUUUGGGUCUCCAGUUAUUCAAGUUGGGUCCAAUCCCAGGUUCCCACGACCUUCUCCACACCUCCGAAAUACUCCAAGUGACUGGAGCCGUCGGACCGGAGAGUCUUGCUUUCGACCCCAACGGUGAUGGGCCUUACACCGGUGUCGCCGACGGUCGUAUCCUCAAGUGGGAUAAAAACGACCGCCUUUGGACUGAUUUCGCAGUCACCACAUCUCAAAGGAAGGAAUGUGUUAGGCCUUUUGCACCAGAACUGGAGCACGUUUGUGGAAGACCUUUAGGACUAAGGUUCCAUAAGCAAACUGGAGAUCUCUAUAUUGCUGAUGCAUACCUUGGUUUACAAGUAGUAGGUCCUGCUGGAGGUUUAGCAUCUCAAGUGGUUAAAGAAGUUGAAGGUCAGCGGCUUCGCUUCACCAAUGAUAUGGACAUUGAUGAGCAAAAGGAUGUAAUUUACUUCACUGAUUCGAGUACAAUCUUCCACAGAAGGCAAUUCAUGUCGUCAAUUUUGAAUGGAGACAAGACUGGCAGAUUACUAAGAUACGAUAUAUCUAGCCAAGAAGUCACGGUUUUAUUACGAGGUCUUGCUUUUGCCAAUGGUGUUGCAUUGAGCAAAGACCACUCUUUUGUGCUAGUUGCUGAAACCACUAAUUGCAGGAUCUUGAGGCUUUGGCUUCAGGGUCCAAAUGCUGGAUAUACAGAUAUUUUCACUGAGCUUCCGGGAUUCCCAGAUAAUAUCCGAAGGAACUCGAAAGGCGAGUUUUGGGUUGCACUACAUGCAAAGAGGGGACUUUUCGCAAAGUGGUUGGUAUCUAACACGUGGGCUGGAAAGUCGCUCCUCAAGCUUCCCCUAGAUUUUAAGCAGCUGCAUUCACUUCUAGUAGGAGGAAAGGCUCAUGCAACUGCUAUAAAGUUGAGCGAGAAAGGUGAGGUUUUGCAAGUUUUGGAAGAUUGUGAGGGAAGGAGCAUGAGGUUUAUCAGUGAAGUAGAAGAGAAGGAUGGGAAACUGUGGAUUGGGUCAGUUUUAAUGCCUUUUCUAGGGAUUUAUAACCUGUAGGAGGUACCUUGAUGUAAUUAUAUGGGAACAUCUUUUAUUUGUGAAUUUUCUGCAUCUUUUUCUCAAAAACAGAAACUUUCCAAGUAAUAAAACUCCGUCUGCCAAGUACCAUAUAGUCUAAUGACAUUAGUCUC
This is a messenger RNA of Rosa chinensis, 1417 nucleotides long. Its product is annotated as protein STRICTOSIDINE SYNTHASE-LIKE 10. The transcript has 3 exons. Lineage: Eukaryota; Viridiplantae; Streptophyta; Magnoliopsida; Rosales; Rosaceae. Gene Ontology annotation, biological process: biosynthetic process. The coding region runs from base 189 to 1283 and encodes 364 amino acids. Gene Ontology annotation, molecular function: strictosidine synthase activity. The record is from RefSeq and is a predicted model, not a curated record.